AUGGCAGUGCUAGGUGCCGAUGAGGAGCGGCAGUUAUUUGCUGCAGACGCCGUCAAGGCUAUCAUGAACUGGCCUCCGGGGUACUCUGUGGACGUUGCAGAUUGGGUGACGGAGACCAAAGAGGCCUUUGCGCGCCCCGUUGUCCACUUUUCAGGCGAAUACAUUUCUGUGCCUUCUGCAGCUCGGGAGGCGCAGCAGGGCUGCUACAGCGGAAGGGAGCUGCAGCGAACAGCGUGGGCCCCUGCAGCAGCGAGGUGGGGCCCCGGGAGCCCUGGGCUGUUCACUGAGGCCCUUGUGCGCUCUACGGACCCCACAUGUGCUUCUGGGCGUGACGUAGUGCCCGGGCACUGCACCCAGGCAGCAGGAGGCCAAAGCCUUUCCCAGCAGCAGCAGCAGCUGCGGCAAUGGCAGCAGCAGCAGCAGCAGCAGUUUCGGGCUCUGCCGAGUAACAGGGAGGAGCUCAGCGCCACGGCAGCAACAACAGCCACUUGGCGGCGCCGACAGCCGCGGCCAAAACGAGCUACGGCUGAGCCCGGUGCAGAGCAAGACUGCCGGAGCAAUUCGCCAGCCAGCCGCCGCGGGCACUCCACGGAAGCCUCCGCGGGCUGUGGGCCCCGGCGGCCAGGCAAGUCCAACUGGGGGGGGAUCCCAGUGACAGGGCCAGGGCCCCGGCCGGCGCUGCGGCUGCGGAGAAGCCAGUCACAGCUUUGCGAAAAUGGCUGGACAGGGCAAGUAGAGGCAGAGGGUGCAGCACUUGGGGAGAGAAGCAGUGGGCAGCAAGCGGGGGGCGCGAGCGCGGGCCAGGCGCCGUCUGCUGCUGUCGUGACUUCCUGCCAGCAGCUGCUGCAGCGACAAAAAGUAGUGCUGCAGCAGCAGUACAAGCAGAUGAGCCAGCUCAAUCAGCAGCUGCAGGAACUCGAGCAAGCGCUCAGUGCUCUGCAGAUGCAAGGCAGUGCGGACAACCCACAGCGACACGCGCCUCGGCAGCCGCCGCUGCAGCAGCAGCAGCAGCAGCAGCAGCAGGCUGUAGCACAAUGCCAGUCAGGCUCAGAAUUAGCCCUGUCGGACCUGCAGCCUUUUGAGUAUGAAGCUGAGGACGGCUCCAUCUGCUGGAGCCUUGACCCCCGCGACUACAGGCGCAUGCCUGCUGACGCCUUAAGUUGGAUCCCGCCAGCUGGCAUUCCGUCCCGGUAUUCGGGCCGUUAG
Molecule: messenger RNA, 1206 nt
Organism: Eimeria tenella
Lineage: Eukaryota; Apicomplexa; Conoidasida; Eucoccidiorida; Eimeriidae
Exons: 4
Coding region: 1-1206 (401 amino acids)
Source: RefSeq, a predicted model, not a curated record